Molecule: messenger RNA, 585 nt
Organism: Arachis ipaensis
Lineage: Eukaryota; Viridiplantae; Streptophyta; Magnoliopsida; Fabales; Fabaceae
Product: serine/threonine-protein phosphatase 7 long form homolog
Biological process (GO): meristem development; meristem maintenance
Source: RefSeq, a predicted model, not a curated record
AUGAUGAUCCUGGGACACCGGACUCAUGGCCAACCAGUAACUGGUUGGACUGAUAGCAGCACAAGUGGGCUAGAGAAUGAGUGUCUAAUGCAAUUUGGUACUGCACUUAGACCGAACGACCAUAAAGGAAGCGGGAUCAAGUUGACGUGGUUCCGUAGCCUAAAGCGACGCCUACCUUUGACUGAUUGGGUUAGUAAGAAAAUGUAUGUGAAAUGCCACAUAAUGUUACUAUUUGGAACGAUAUUAUUCUGUGACAAGUCCAGAGCCACCGUGCACUUGAAGUUUUUGCUAUUACUUCGACAAUUUUCUAACAUUAAGAAGUUCAGUUGGGGUUCCGCAUGCCUUGCACAUAUGUACAGAUCAUUGUGUCAGGCAUCACGAUAUGAGUGUAAGGACAUGGAUGAUCCUCUUGUGUUGUUCCAUGUGUGGGCAUGGAUACGUAUGCCGUCAAUAAGGCCUCUACCGUGGAAUAAUUAUCAACUGAGCGAAGACCAAUACAGACAUUGGACAACUGCUUACAUGAGGGGAAGGUUGGAUGAUCUUCUCCCAGAUGGGUUUCUAUGGGAUGCAUACAACUCAGACUGA